GACAGCACCUUCUCAGCUGAGCGGCCUUCAGCAGAUGAAUCAACUGUCAGCAAUACCUUGCCCUUGGAUUUCACCAAACCAGAUUCCACUGCAGAUAGCCAGCAGUCUAGUGACAAUGAAAUCCGGCCAAGACCAGAAAAUCUGGACUCUGAGGCCAGUUUGGCGCCUGAAGCUCCGCUCUCCUCAGAGGCUGAUGUUACUUCGUUGCCUGAUGGGCUGAAUUUAGAGGAUGGCAAUUGGACUCCUCAUUUGGUCACUGCUCCAGCGUUAGGUGAUUCUGUGGACUCUCUGGAAUGGCUUUCAGCCCCCAGCUCUUUAGAUGUGUUUGAAGAAACUGAACUAUCUGAAGACCUUCUCUUGCCUUCAAGUCCUCCUCACCUCGUGCCUGAGGAACCUUCAGCUACAGAUGAUAAUGAAGUUCCUCUGCUUUCUGCACCAACAGCGGCCUCUUCGUCAGACAUAGAGACUGAUGUUAAGGAAACAGUCUCCAUGGAGAAGGAAGAAGUAACUCAGGGUAGUCCUACAGGUGGUACCAACGCAGACUCUGUGUUGCCCGAGUCUGCAGAAGAAAUUCCUUUUCCCAUAGAAGUGCACCCUAUGGAAGAUGAAAGUGAUGUAUAUAUCGGAGUUAGAGUUACUGAUGAUGAUGGGUCUGGUUCAGCUUUUGAUGGUUCGGGAAGAGAAAUGGAAUCAAGUAUUUGGCCUUGGGAAGAAGCAACACUGGAACCAGUUUUCUACCCUGGUCCUGAUAGCUGGCUUGAAGAUGACAAUGAGUCUUUGUUAAUCAGAACUGAGGAUAAUAUUCCUGAAGGCAUGAUCUUAGACUAUAUUCUUAACUCUGGGAAUAAAAUAGAUGAUGAUGCUUCCGAAGAUGAGAAUGAAGGUAUGGCCAAUAAAAAAGAUGAUUUCCUUGAUGAGUCUGAAAUAUUUGUCUUUCCAGAGACUACAACCCAGCAGGUGUCUCUGUUACCAACAGAAGAGCCAUCUACAAGGACAGAAACAUCGAGCCCAUAUGAUUCUUCUUUUAUUAAACCAUCCUUGGUUUUGGAGCCAUCAGUGGACCAGUCCUUUCUAGACACGCCAACUGGAGAGCCCCCUCUCUCACCCCACAAUACAGGUCUGUCUCUGGAAGAUAGUCUCCUUACACCUACAGGGACCGUCAGUAUGGAGCAGCCUGAAGAAUCCAGUGUAGGUCAGAACAUCAUUUCUGAAGGAGCUGGAGACCAAAACGAAGACAGGACCAUGGUAGAACUAUUCACAGUGGGGCAGUCAGAUGUAACUGAAGCUGCUACAAUAGGCCACUUGGACACAGGCUCUUCAGGAGCUGUUCUGACGGCAGAUCCUUUCACGGUAAACCCUGGUGUUGCCAUGGUAAACCCUGAUGCUUCCACAGAAGAGCAGCAAACCCUAGAUUCAUCGCUGGCAAGCCAAGACACUACUGGAUCAGCGGUGACGAAACCAUCUGAUGCUUGGCCUGCUGACAGAGCACCAGAAAACUCCUUAGAUCAGACAGUGCAGUCAGCAGCGCCAGCUGCCACGCAUGUUUCAGCUGCAGCUCCUUCUGCAGUAGAUCAGACCACUGUUCCGGAGGGCUUCGCUGAGCAGGAUGGUACAGACCAUGACACGCGUGUUUCCACCGGCUUCAGCACGUACGUCACAGUGAGCGUAACACCAAGCACUGCUGACCUUCUGUCCCAUCUCCCUCCUGUGGGAUCCACGGCAUCAUCGCCUGCGGCUACCUCAGCAGAGCUGGGAGAUGAAACGACAGGAGUCCUGGACGUGUCAGUGGACCUGGAUCACGUGAGCACUGUCCACUUUUCCCCUGCGCUGACUGAGGAGGGAAGGAGCAUGACCGAAAGUCACGUGGAGCUAACGACUCGUGUCCAGUCCACAGAAAUGGCCAGCGUGGCUUGGGCCACACAUGACAAUCGCAAUAGCACCCCUGUCUCGUCACGAGCUCUAGUCGUGUUUUUCAGCCUUCGGGUCACCAACAUGAUGUUCUCGGAGGACCUGUUUAAUAAAAACUCCCCUGAGUACAAAGCGUUGGAGCAGCGAUUCUUGGAACUACUGGUGCCCUACCUUCAGUCAAAUCUGACGGGCUUCCAGAACCUGGAAAUCCUCAACUUCAGAAAUGGCAGCAUCGUGGUGAACAGUCGAAUGAAAUUUGCUAAACCUGUGCCUCGGAACGUCACCAACGCCGUGUACAUGAUCCUGGAGGACUUCUGCAACACCGCUUAUCACACCAUGAACCUGGCCAUCGAUAAAUACUCCCUGGAUGUGGAAUCAGGUGAGCAAGCAGAUCCCUGCAAGUUCCAGGCCUGCAACGAGUUCUCCGAAUGCCUAGUGAAUCGCUGGAGUGGGGAAGCGGAGUGUGUCUGCAACCCUGGCUACCUGAGCAUCGACGGGCUGCCAUGCAGUUCCAUCUGCAAUCUGCAGCCCAACUUCUGCCUGAAUGACGGGAAGUGUGACAUUAGCCCCGGGCAAGGGGCCAUCUGUAGGUGUCGGGUGGGCGAGAACUGGUGGUACAGAGGGGAGCACUGCGAAGAAUACGUGUCUGAGCCACUGGUUGUGGGUAUUGCAAUUGCUUCUGUGGCAGGAUUCCUUCUUGUGGCCUCUGCCGUCAUCUUCUUCUUGGCCAGGACCCUUCGAGACCAGUACACAAAGAGCGACACCGAGGACUCACAGGGGCAGGGUGACAGCCUCUCGUCCAUGGAGAACGCCGUUAAAUACAACCCCAUGUAUGAAAGUGAUACGACUGGCUACAGCCAUUACUACCGGCGGUACCCUCAGCUAACAUCCUACAGUUCCACCAGUGCGGAGACGUCCACCGACUACAGCAGUGAGGAGAUCAGGCACAUCUAUGAAAACAGUGAGCUCACUAAGGAGGAAAUACAGGACAGAAUUCGAAUUAUAGAGCUCUACGCUAAAGACCGUCAGUUUGCGGAGUUCGUUAGGCAGCAUCAAAUGAAGCUGCUCUAAGGAAAAAAGAAAUGGCUAGAAUGCAUGUGGGAGAUCAAGACUACCUUGUUGCCAUAGCAAUGGGCUCAGAUGUAACUGCAAAGUUACUUAUAGUCUUAACUGCACGGGUGGAUACAGAUGUUUUCUAAAUGAACGGCUAAAAUGUACAGAUGUCUGUUUAUCUCAGUUUCUUCUGGCUUUUCUGUGCAAAGUGACGCUUUUAAAAGGUGAUCCGAACAGGCAGAGGUUAUGAAAGUUCAUUUUCCUUCAACUCUGAAACAGACAGUGAAAGCUUGUAUACCAA
Messenger RNA from Eurypyga helias (sunbittern), 3262 nucleotides. RefSeq names its product interphotoreceptor matrix proteoglycan 2-like. NCBI's taxonomy places the organism in Eukaryota, Metazoa, Chordata, Aves, Eurypygiformes, Eurypygidae. The annotation marks the transcript as partial. Gene Ontology annotation, biological process: visual perception. The record is from RefSeq and is a predicted model, not a curated record. Gene Ontology annotation, molecular function: hyaluronic acid binding; heparin binding. The transcript has 8 exons.